CUGGAGCGUGAGGCGAUGAUCGUCAAGGACAUGUACGAGCUCAUUGACCAGUUCCAGGUGCCUGCCCCACCCGAGGACUUUGUCAUAUACCAGACCUUGAGCCCCAGCAUCACCAACGUGAGAAACGCCAUCGACAAAUCUCUGACCGAGAGAGACAGCAACAUCGACAAGUUCUGUAGUCAUCUGGACAAGGACAUCGCUGAACUGGGCAAGGAGGUGAAGGAGGUGAAACAGGAGGCUCAGGUGGAAGUGACCAAGUUUGACGCACUGGAAGAGACGCACGCCGAGCUGAAGCUGAAAGACAUGUUGUGGAACGCCAUUGAUGAGUGGGAUGUGUUGCUGGGGGACUGGACUACG
This is a messenger RNA of Aplysia californica (California sea hare), 357 nucleotides long. RefSeq names its product dynein heavy chain 6, axonemal. Gene Ontology annotation, biological process: microtubule-based movement. The record is from RefSeq and is a predicted model, not a curated record. NCBI's taxonomy places the organism in Eukaryota, Metazoa, Mollusca, Gastropoda, Aplysiida, Aplysiidae. Gene Ontology annotation, molecular function: dynein intermediate chain binding; dynein light intermediate chain binding; minus-end-directed microtubule motor activity. Gene Ontology annotation, cellular component: dynein complex.